AACUACCAUUGGUAUAGUUGCAUUUGAUCUCAGGAGCCAUAUCGCGACUUGCAGUUUGCUUACCGAGUUCCCCAUGGUCGUAUACCUAGAAAUUCUUCCUUUCAUACUGUAUUUGCUUUACAAACUCCACUGUUCAGUUCGAGCUUACUCUUCAUACUGACACCUUAGAAGAUCAUGUCUACAAUGGACCAUAUACUUGCUUCUGAAAACUUGGUCCCCUCAGAUGGUAGGAUACGGCAAUAUCUUCUAGUCGAAGUUCUCCUGGAAAUAAAGUCAUAUGUCGUCAGCCUGGGAUACACACGCAUCACCUUGAUCCUAUUCGCAGUUCAAACUGUCUGGACGCUCUAUUAUGCAUUUUUUCGCUCCCCACUUCGACAUAUCCCAGCUCCAUUUCUCGCUCGAGUGACAAGCAGCCGUAUAAUGAUACACUUGCUCACCGGUCGGGCUGAAGCAGCAUCAAUAUCGGAUUACAAACAGCACGGUGAUGUGUAUCUGUCAAAACCGAAUACUGUCUCUAUCUGCGAUCCAAAGGACGCGCGGGUAGUCCUGUCAAACACGGAGUUCCGGAAGACGGACAUGUAUCGGGUGUUCGAAUAUGAGGGGAUUCCCAAUGUCAGCACGUUCACAGAUCCCGCACAGGCUAAUCAGAGAAGAAGCCAGUUGCAUCCCUUUUUCACGGUUAGCUAUCUAGCGGGCAUGGAACAUCUGAUAUUGAAAUAUGGGAGCAAAGCGUUACGAACCAGAUGGGACACCCUGAUUACAAACAACGAAGUCCGCGGCGAGGAUACUAUUAUCAACUAUCGUUCUGAUACACAACUGGCCAUGUUCGACAUUACCGGAGCUCUGGCCUUCGGGAGAGACUUUCACGCCUUACAGGAGGACAACCUAGUCUACACCAAAUGGGUGAACAACACUCUUACUUACAUGCUACUUUCUCAUUACUUUCCAUUCAUCAAACGAAAGCCAUUUUCAGCUCUAGUAUGGAAGCUGAAGGGCUCGUACGACGACCUCGUACAGUUCAGCAAGGAGUCCGUGGCGAUUCGCCAAGAAGAGAUUCAUAAUGGAGGCGACAUACCUGCUGAUUUGCUUCAGGCCUUGCUGGAUGCAAGAGAUCUCGACGUUCCAGGCAAGACACAUAUGUCACCAGAAGAAGUUCAGGCUGAAAGUAUUGCAAUGCUUGUUGGUGGCAGUGAGUCAACUUCUUCUGUCAUUUCGUGGAUCAUACACUUUCUGUUGCUUUACCCCGAGCAUUUCGACCGCGUCCGUGACGAAGUCCGCGCUGGCUUUCCCGACAUGAAGACCGUCAUCACAUACCAGCAAUGCAGGGAACUGUUACCGUAUCUGGAGUGUGUCAUUUAUGAGACCCUCCGCUGUAUUCCGACCACAAGCACUUCGUUUCCAAGAGUUUCAGAUACCAAGGGUAUCACCAUCAAGGGAUUCUAUAUCCCGCCUGGGACCGAGAUAGCAACCAACAAAUGCGCAGCUCACGUACACGCCACUACGUGGCAGGAUCCAGACAAAUUCGACCCAACCCGGUUUUUGAACAACUUCGAGACGAAGCGCAACAUGCUUUCUUUCGCUUAUGGUACGAGAUUCUGCAUUGGGCGGAACCUCGCGUGGGUCGUAAUGAUGGUCACAAUAGCGAAUCUUUUCCGCGAUUACGAUAUCAAGUUGCCGAAGGACAGUGUCUUCGGCCCGCAUAACAAAGAUCCUAGGACAGGACGACCGAGAAUCAUGCCGACGAAGCUGGGGGUAGCGACAAUGCCUGCGAAGCCGGAGAGAGACUGUCGGAUGAUAUUGCAAAAGCGGAAGGAUCGUGUCAACGAUGAGUGA
Messenger RNA from Pseudovirgaria hyperparasitica, 1833 nucleotides. RefSeq names its product putative cytochrome P450 monooxygenase. The transcript has a single exon. Gene Ontology annotation, molecular function: iron ion binding; heme binding; monooxygenase activity. The record is from RefSeq and is a predicted model, not a curated record. NCBI's taxonomy places the organism in Eukaryota, Fungi, Ascomycota, Dothideomycetes, Acrospermales, Acrospermaceae. The coding region runs from base 175 to 1833 and encodes 552 amino acids.